AGUGAAUGGACGAUAAAAUAUAUUAUCCAGUCUAAAGCUCAUUCGAAAAUGUAAACAUAUCUUUUUUUUAUUUGGGUCAUGUCUUUUUUGGUUAUAAUACGGUUCAUACGGUGAAUCUGCUUCCGAUAUUGAGCGUAAUUAAAUGGUACUUGAAGCCAUUGAAGUGGAUAAAAGGUGUCCCAUGAAUGAACACAAUUAGUCACUGUCGGAUGACACAGACUGCGUCGACGGUAUAUCGAUUAUAAAAACGAUUGCGGCUGUGGGGUGGCGAAGAUACGCUAGUCUCAGUCAGGUAGUUGCAGAGGAAUGAGUGCGGGUCCAGCAGUAGAGAGGGUGGAUGGCCAUGUGGCGUUACCAACUGGCAGGAAGGUGUCCAUAGUCGGGGCGGGGUCUGUAGGGGUUGCCAUAGGGGUCUCCCUAUUGGCCAAGAACAUUGCCGAUCCGCUGGUCUUAAUCGAUGUGGAUGGAAACAAGGCACUCGGGGAGGUUCAGGAUAUGCAGCAUAGCUCAGCUUUCCUCCAAACCCAACAAAUUAUAGGAGGAAAUGAUUACAGCCUCACUGAAGGUUCCCAAAUAUGUAUUGUAACAGCCGGAGCUCGGCAGAAGCCAGGUCAGAGCAGAACUGACAUGUUGGAGGCAAAUAUUAAAAUCAUGAAGCAUAUUAUAACAGAGCUUGUUAAAUACAGCCCAGACGCUAUUAUUAUUAUUGUCAGUAACCCAGUCGAUGUUUUGACAUACGCUGCAUGGAAAAUCUCUGGGCUACCUCUUAAUCAAAUAUUUGGAUCUGGAACACAUUUAGACUCUUCAAGAUUUCAAUACUUCAUCGGGAAACUGUCUGGCUUUCCAGUGCAUCUUAUUAAAGCACAAAUACUUGGAGAGCAUGGAGCAUCAUGUGCACCUAUUUGGUCUGGAGUGAGUGUUGCUGGCCAUCCAAUAGAAAAAUUUGGAAAUUUAUUCACUGAAGAAAAUAAGAAAUUCGUUUUUGAGCAAGUUUUACAAAGCGUACCAGAACUACUGAGGUUAAAAGGUUACACGUCAACAGCAGUUGGAUUCGCUGUGGCCGACCAGGUUGAAUCAAUAUUAUUCAACAAAUCUAAAGCCAUUCCAGUAUCAACACUAGUCAAAGGUUUCUACGGAAUUGAAGAAGACGUCUUUCUCUCAUUACCUUGUUUGUUGGGAAACAGUGGAAUAUCGACAGUUCUACCUCCUGAUCUGAAUGAACAUGAAAAACAUCUCUUUAAAGCAUCAGCAGAUAAUAUGUUUAAAUAUCAACAAGAAAUUGAUGACUUCAUUAAUAAAUAGUACAUUGUGAUCUCUGUAAUUUAUGAAUUAAAUAUAUUAUUAUUCUCGCCUUAUGUAUUUUUUAGUUUAUUUUCAAUCAAAUGCAAG
This is a messenger RNA of Nezara viridula (southern green stink bug), 1389 nucleotides long. NCBI's taxonomy places the organism in Eukaryota, Metazoa, Arthropoda, Insecta, Hemiptera, Pentatomidae. The record is from the annotation of a GenBank genome assembly.